Molecule: messenger RNA, 1007 nt
Organism: Juglans regia (Persian walnut)
Lineage: Eukaryota; Viridiplantae; Streptophyta; Magnoliopsida; Fagales; Juglandaceae
Exons: 2
Coding region: 15-686 (223 amino acids)
Molecular function (GO): enzyme inhibitor activity
Source: RefSeq, a predicted model, not a curated record
UGCUGCAUGCAUGCAUGCUUAUAAUAUUUAUAUAUAUAUAUGCAUGGUAUAAGACGGCCUCGCUUUUGUUUAGGAAUUCCUUCAAGUUGUUGAUCAAAUAUUCAGCAGGCCAGGCCAGAUUCAUCUAUCUAAUUUUGCGAAUGGCGGCCUGCACAAGGUGGAAAGUUUUCUUUCCAGUACUAAUUUUGUGCGUCUCCCUGCUGGGUAUGGCUGUGUCUGUGAGUGGAGAUGCAGCACUAAUAGAAGAUGUGUGCAGCAAAACUACAAGGCCUGACCAUUGCAAAGCGUGCUAUAAAUUAAACAGCAAAAGCUCACAAGAGAAUGUGAAAGACCUUGGACGCCUAUCCAUUGGGUGUGUUUUCUUAGAGUUAGGAAUAUUCCGAUCCACUUUAGGUUCACUUUUGAAGAAUACCAACGACAUGGGGCCGGAGUUUCUGAACGCAUGCACUAGUUGCUCUACCAUGCUGGUGUCUGUGGAUAAAAGAAUCAAAGACUCACUUGAGGCAUGGCAGCAGGCACGUUAUGAGACCUCUACCAUGCAUAUGUGGUAUGCUGUCAGCAUUAUCAAUGAUUGUCGCGGUGGACUGAGGAUGAUGGUCGGUCUCCCCAAGUCUCUGGCAGACCAGAUUAUUGCACUGGACGGUUUCGGUCAGGCCUCCUAUGGAGUCCUGGAUCAAAUUCACUGAUUUGAUCAUGUAUAUAUAUAUAUACACACACAUAGAUGUGCACCACCAAAAAAACCUGUUUCUUAUGUAGAUAAUCCUACGAUAUUAUUCUCAGUCGAUCUGCAAUAAACGAAAGUAUUGUCCUACUUAAUUUGCAUGCAUAUUCAAGAUUACUGUCAAUGUUUUUUUCCCUUUUCCUGUUAACAUCAUUUAUGUUAUUGUUGUCACGCAUGCAUGCAAGUACUCGCAAAAUAAGUUAAUGAUCCGUACGUAUAGAGCUCAAGUGUACGUGAAAUUAAUUUUUUCUGAUAUUUCUUUAAUUUGUUAGAGCCUAAUCAACCA